AUGCCGGCCAUGCUGGCGCACCGCAAGUUCCCCAGCGGGCUCCACAUGUCCCAAAUCAACGGAGAGGCGGCAUCGUUGCCGCGCGACAUCCCCAGGCAAGCCCAAGACGACACGGCGACGACGAGGCAACGUCAACAUUCACUUGAGCUAACUAUGCCGCCCAAAGGACCCAUCAUGCCCCCGGGCCACCAUCCUCAAGCAGCCAUGAACCAGGCCGCCAUGGCGCAGCAUCACCCCCCCGGCCAGGCCCUUACCAGCGAGUUGGCCAAGCGUCGAAGCAGAAAGCCCACCGACAAGACGUUACCCGAUGGCGUCGAGGAUUGCAUCGCAGAUGCCGAUGUCGCCCAUAGAUACAGAGAGUUACGCGACUUUGAACGUCGGCUGGACGCAACAAUGACGCGCAAGCGUCUAGACAUUGUCGAGACUGUUGGUCGCAACGCAAAGGUACGCUACAAAACUCUCCGCAUUUGGAUCAGCAACACGGUCGAGGACCAGGCAUGGCAGGGAAGCGGCCUUAGCGUCGACAGCUUCGACUUCACUCCCAGUGCCGAGCCUUCAUACAAGGUCAAAAUUGAAGGCCGUCUUCUUGAGGAUGGACAGGAAGACGGCUCCGAGGAAUAUACGCAGAACUCGGAUCACGUAGUGGGGGGCGGCGCCGCCGGCUCGAGGCGACAAAGCUCGUUGCCCACAGCCAAGAAACAGCGCUUCUCUCAUUUCUUCAAAGCCCUGAAUGUCGACUUUGACCGUACCCGCUCGAGAGCUGCAUCGGACCAGACCGUCGAAUGGAAGAAACCUGCUACAGUGAACGCUGCAGCUGGCGCCGAAUUUGACGAGUUUACCUUCAAGCGCAGCGGGGACGAAACCAUGAACAUUACCAUCAAUCUGCACCGCCAGGAGGAUCCCGAGCGAUACUUGCUGAGUCCCGAGCUGGCCGACAUCGUGGACAUGCCGCAGGCCUCUCGUCAAGAGGCGGUUCUGGCUGUUUGGGAGUACAUCAAGAUGAUGGGUCUGCAAGAGGACGAAGAGAAGCGCAACUUCCGCUGCGAUGAACUCCUGAAAAAGAUCGUCAACGGUAGUGAUGUAGGAAUCGUUCCAAACCUCAACGAUUACAUCCAGCCUCACCUCCGGCCACUGCCUCCUGUCAGCUUACCUUACACCGUUCGGGUUGACGAGGAGUUCCACAAAGACCCCCAGCCCACCAUUUACGAUGUGCGGGUAGCGGUCGAUGACCCCCUCAAGGCCAAGCUGGUACCCUUCGUAACAAACCCCGCGUAUGCGAGCGCCCUCAAAGAGGUUGUUGCCAUGGACGAGCAGCUAGCGACGCUAGUAUCGGCUGUCGCCAAUUCCAAGGCGAAGCACUCAUUCUUCACGUCAAUGAGUCAGGACCCCACCAACUUUGUGAGGAACUGGAUGAGCUCGCAGAAGCGAGACCUCGAGGUAAUCAUGGGAGAGGCCACUAGGGGAGGCGGCGAAGAUGCCACUGGAGACGAUUGGAGACGUGGCGGCAAGGACAGCGUGUGGACAUCUUCGAACGCGCGCGAGAGCGUCAGUGUCAUGCUGGCCAAGCAGCCAACACAGGCCUCUAGGUAA
This is a messenger RNA of Colletotrichum destructivum, 1590 nucleotides long. RefSeq names its product Putative SWIB/MDM2 domain-containing protein. The transcript has 4 exons. Gene Ontology annotation, biological process: regulation of transcription by RNA polymerase II. NCBI's taxonomy places the organism in Eukaryota, Fungi, Ascomycota, Sordariomycetes, Glomerellales, Glomerellaceae. The record is from RefSeq and is a predicted model, not a curated record. Gene Ontology annotation, cellular component: SWI/SNF complex; nucleus. Bases 1 to 1590 code for a protein of 529 amino acids.